Messenger RNA from Nanorana parkeri, 2186 nucleotides. RefSeq names its product membrane associated ring-CH-type finger 6 (gene MARCHF6). The transcript has 21 exons. NCBI's taxonomy places the organism in Eukaryota, Metazoa, Chordata, Amphibia, Anura, Dicroglossidae. Bases 1 to 1974 code for a protein of 657 amino acids. The record is from RefSeq and is a predicted model, not a curated record. Gene Ontology annotation, cellular component: endoplasmic reticulum membrane.
AUGGAUGACAUGAAUUGGAAUGCUUUAGAAUGGGAUCGAGCAGCAGAAGAACUGACAUGGGAAAGGAUGCUUGGACUGGAUGGAUCAUUGGUUUUUCUGGAACAUGUCUUCUGGGUUGUGUCACUGAACACCCUUUUCAUACUUGUCUUUGCAUUUUGUCCUUACCACAUUGGUCAUUUCUCUGUUGUUGGUCUUGGAUUUGAAGGCUAUGUGAAAGCUUCUCACUUUGAAGGCCUUAUAACUACUAUAGUUGGAUAUGUGCUUCUGGCAGUCACUUUAAUUCUGAGCCAUGGUUUGGCAGCAAUUGUACAAUUUCAGAGAUCUCGACGUUUAUUAGGCAUCUGUUACAUUGUUGUGAAGGUUUCUUUAUUAGUGGUUGUAGAAAUCGGUGUUUUCCCUCUCAUUUGUGGAUGGUGGUUGGAUAUAUGCUCAUUGGAAAUGUUUGAUGCCACACUGAGAGACCGAGAGCUUAGCUUUCAAUCUGCACCUGGUACCACCAUGUUUCUUCACUGGCUUGUUGGAAUGGUUUAUGUGUUUUACUUUGCUUCAUUCAUUCUGUUACUAAGAGAGGUCCUCAGACCAGGAGUUCUGUGGUUUCUAAGAAAUUUGAAUGAUCCAGAUUUUAACCCAGUCCAAGAAAUGAUUCAUUUGCCAAUUUAUAGACAUCUCAGGAGGUUUAUCUUAUCAGUGAUUGUCUUCGGGUCAAUUGUCCUCCUUAUGCUUUGGCUUCCUAUUCGUAUUAUAAAGAAAUCACUGCCUACGUUUUUACCUUAUAAUGUGAUGUUGUACAGUGAUGCACCAGUGAGUGAACUAUCUUUGGAAUUGCUACUUCUGCAAGUUGUCCUCCCUGCCUUACUGGAACAAGGACACACUCGACAGUGGUUAAAGGGACUUGUCAGGGCCUGGACUGUAACUGCUGGAUAUUUGCUUGACCUACACUCCUACCUGCUUGGAGACCAGGAUGAAAGUGAGAACAAUGUUAAUCAACAAGCUGGAAACAAUCACAAUGCUCGGAACAAUGCUGUGCCUGUCGUUGGAGAAGGUCUGCAUGCUGCCCACCAAGCCAUCCUUCAACAAGGAGGCCCUGUAGGGUAUCAGCCAUACCACAGGCCUGUCAAAUUUCCUCUCAGGAUCCUUCUGUUAAUAAUUUUCAUGUGUGUUACAUUACUGAUUGCUAGUCUUGUAUGCCUUACAUUACCAGUAUGUGUAGGACGUUGGCUAAUGUCAUUUUGGACUGGAACUGCAAAAAUACAUGAACUUUACACAGCUGCUUGUGGCCUCUAUGUUUGUUGGCUUGCCAUUCGAGCAAUAACUGUAUUAGUUGCAUGGAUGCCUCAAGGACGUCAAGCGAUUGUUUUGAAAGUUAAAGAAUGGUCUCUUAUGAUCAUGAAGACACUUGUUGUGGCCCUUCUUCUAGCUGGUGGUGUUCCUCUUCUGCUUGGACUUUUAUUUGAACUAGUAAUAGUUGCACCUCUUAGAGUGCCUUUGGAUCAGACACCCUUAUUUUACCCCUGGCAAGACUGGGCUCUUGGAGUUUUACAUGCCAAGAUUAUUGCUGCUAUUACUCUGAUGGGUCCUCAGUGGUGGUUGAAAACUGUUAUUGAACAGGUAUAUGCAAACGGAAUACGUAAUAUUGAUCUUCAUUUUAUAAUAAGCAAACUGGCUGCACCUGUCAUCUCUGUUCUGCUGUUGUCACUGUGUAUACCGUGCAUUAUAUCUGCGGGAGUUGUUCCGUUACUAGGAGUCACUGAUGAAAUGCAAAAUUUGGUUCAACGUCGUAUUUAUCCUUUCCUGCUGAUGGUGGUUAUUUUGAUGGGAAUAUUAUCUUUUCAGAUACGACAGUUUAAGCGCCUUUAUGAACACAUAAAGAACGACAAGUACCUUGUUGGCCAGCGUCUUGUAAAUUAUGAAAGAAAGGCAAGCAAAUCCACCGCCACCUCUUCAGCGCAUCCUUUUCAAAUAGUGCAGGAUUAGAAGUAAAAAAGAAAGACCAAGGAUUAUAAACCUCCAGAACUUUUUGAAUUGCUUUGUCUGUUUUCAAGGCAUUUACUAAUUUCAUUGUCAUAUAGCAUACUUCUUAAAGGACAGUUCACAUGUACUGUCUACCACAGGGUUGUAUUUUCAGCUCUGACAGUGAUUAAUUUCUUUGCAAAUGUUUUUAUUUGGUUAGAGUUACCAUCUUGUCU